Messenger RNA from Leptomonas pyrrhocoris, 1485 nucleotides. RefSeq lists its product as hypothetical. The transcript has a single exon. The record is from RefSeq and is a predicted model, not a curated record. NCBI's taxonomy places the organism in Eukaryota, Euglenozoa, Kinetoplastea, Trypanosomatida, Trypanosomatidae. The coding region runs from base 52 to 1485 and encodes 477 amino acids.
AGUUCCUUCGUUGUUGCUUUGUUUUGUUUGUUUGUUUGAUUCUUCGAAACGAUGUUGCGCCGAGUCGCCUUUGCCGAUCUGCCACGCGCGCCCCGGUCGGUGCGCGUCCUCCACCACACCAGCGGCGGGGUCGUCAUCGCCGCCGUGGCGUACGACCCGACACCGACGCUGACCCCCACCUCCCCCUCUCCCCCUCCGCCUCCGGGACCGCUCUUUUUCAGCGUAGUGGAGAUGCCAGCGCCGAAUGAGCGCGGGUUGCCGCUGCGUGUCGUGCACGUGCGGGUGCCGCAGCCGUCGACGGCGGUCAACUCUCUCACUCUGCUGCGCAGCGCGGAUGGCGAGGACGUGUACUUGGUGGUGCAGGCGGUGGAAGCGGUGCCCACGCCUCCUCAGACGCAGUUCGGGGUAUCGCCGAAAUCUGUCACCACGUACGUGUACCGUCGGCAGGUGGUGAAGGUGGAAGCCGCAGGCGCGGAUGCAGAUCGUGACGGCGACGCGGAGGGUGAGUGGUCACAGGCGGAGAACGGCAACGUUGAGGGGGCCGAUCUUGUUUCGUCGCCUGUCUCCGCCGGGGCAGCAGGAAGCGGGCAAGGCAACGGCACGGCCCACACAGCCGGUGUGCGGAUACGCUAUCAGCGACUUCCGCGCACGGUGGCAGACGCCGACGGUCCGCUAUGGACGGCCGCGACGGCCUUCAGCGCAGCGGAGACGCCCAUUUUCGGUGCCUCGGCACAAGCAGCCGCACCAGCGGCGGGGACAGGAAGUGUGGCGCUGGUGACGGCGAGUGCUGCGGUGGCGGCUUCGUCGUCCGCGAACCAGCUGCAGCUGUGGUGCCUCACCGGCACCCGCCUGGCGCUGGCGGCGACGUACCAAAUCCCUGCUCUCUCUGGGUUUCCCAUUUCACAGAUUCUCACCGUGCCGGGUACACAGGACGCUGUCUUGCUGCGAUGUCACAACAGUGUAGUGGAGGUGGAUGUUGCGGCGCUGCGCAGCGGCUGUGCGCACUACCCACACAUCGUCACUACGAAUGCGUUAUUGACGCGUGCCUGGCGAUUGUCGCCGCACGAUCGGCUGACUUCCUGCGACACGAAGGACGCGCUGCUGUACGCCGGCACUGAGGCGGGCGACGUCGUCGCAUGGGACCUUCGCACGCCAACCUCCUCCGCAGCCAACGCGCAGCCGCUGACAAGCCGGUCGAUCGGAGUGCCCAUCACCGGCCUGUACGCGCCGUACGCCACAGGCUUCAUCACGUGCGACGCGAGCGGCGGCGUGCGGGACUGGGUGGAGCGGGGCGACAUGGCAGAGGAGGAUAUGCACGAAGGCACAAACGACGGUGCGGCGGCCUCGUCGCAGUUCCCGUACUGCUCGCGGGUGCCGGUGGAGUCGCCGAACGGGUUGGAGGGCUGCGUGGCGAUGGAAGGGCACGACAACUUCGCGGCGGUGGUGACCGAAGGGGGUCGCCUGAGCCUCUAUUUUUGUAGUUGA